Ipomoea triloba (trilobed morning glory) is the source of this 774-nucleotide messenger RNA. RefSeq lists its product as uncharacterized. The record is from RefSeq and is a predicted model, not a curated record. Lineage: Eukaryota; Viridiplantae; Streptophyta; Magnoliopsida; Solanales; Convolvulaceae. Bases 41 to 538 code for a protein of 165 amino acids. The transcript is spliced from 5 exons.
UUUGGUAGUCAAUCUGCAGGUUGAGGAUCUGGAGGAACAGAUGGAGGAACUGCAACAAACCCUUGCAGAUAAGAAAGAGCAGGAGAAUGCAAUGCAUCAGGUUCUGAUGCAAUUUCAACAAGAGCAGAAGAUAACUGAAGAGGCUCGGAUUGCUGCAGAGCAAGAUGCAGCUGCUCAAAAGUAUGCAGCACACAUUCUUCAGGAAAAGUAUGAAAAGGCCAUGGCAUCCCUUGCUCAGAUGGAGAAGAGAGCUGUCAUGGCAGAAUCAAUGCUGGAGGCAACCAUGCAAUAUGAAUCUGGCCAAGUCAAAGCUUUAGCUUCUCCAGGGGGAAGACCUGAGUCUCCAAGGAAUGCACCAGCGAAAAAGAUCAGUCUACUGUCAUUUGGGCUUGGGUGGCGAGAUAGGAACAAGGGAAAGCCGCCAAUUGAUCUUCCAUCAUCCAUGGAAAGUAAACCUACUGCUGAAGGACAGGACACGAGCAGUAGUCAACUUCAGAAUGGGCUUCAAGACGAUGACAAAGAUACUGCUAAAGAUUGAAUGCUUGAAUCAGAACAACAUCCAGACCCCUAUUAUUGGCAGGUAGCUAUCGAAACACAUCAUCUCCAGUGUUGAAUAUCUGUCCCAUUUCAUCUUCUUUUUUUUUUUUUUUUUUUUUUUUUGUAUCCCCCUACUCUGUACAGUAGAGAUUUUUAAAAUGAAGAUUAGACAUACAGCUAUUUAAAACCAUAUGCAUAUUGGCCAAAUUGUAAAAAAAUUAUUUAUUUGAUUCUGAA